Molecule: messenger RNA, 2245 nt
Organism: Diospyros lotus (date-plum)
Lineage: Eukaryota; Viridiplantae; Streptophyta; Magnoliopsida; Ericales; Ebenaceae
Product: subtilisin-like protease SBT3
Biological process (GO): proteolysis
Molecular function (GO): serine-type endopeptidase activity
Source: RefSeq, a predicted model, not a curated record
CCUAUUUCCAUGCCCUCUUCUUCUUCUUGCUCUAAAUGUUGGUUCAAUCUCAGCCGAGAGGUGCACUUACAUUGUGCACAUGGACAAGUCUCUCUUGGCUAAGCCUUUCACCAGCCCCCACCAUUGGUACUCCUCCAUUCUUGAUUCCAUCACAAUUGCGAAUCCUGCAACAUCAAAACGCCACAAACCUAGCCUUCUCUAUACCUACGAUAAUGCAUUACAUGGUUUCAGUGCAAUUCUAUCCAGAGAUGAAUUGGAGGCCUUGAAGAAGGCACCCGGCUUCGUCUCGGCUUAUGCAGAUAAGCAAGUCACUCUCGACACGACCCACACAACCGAAUUCCUUUCCUUGAAUCCUCAUUCCGGUCUUUGGCCGGCUUCCAAUUAUGGCGAAGAUGUCAUCAUCGGCAUGAUUGAUUCCGGUGUGUGGCCGGAGAGCCAGAGCUUUAGAGACGAUGGAAUGCCUGAAAUUCCUAGAAAGUGGAAGGGAAUGUGCGAGGAAGGACAAGAAUUUAAUUCUUCUAUGUGUAACCUAAAGUUGAUAGGAGCUAGAUACUUCAACAAGGGAGCUAAGGCCGCAUAUCCUAAUGCUAGCAUUAGCAUGAACUCAGCACGGGACACUGUUGGCCAUGGAACGCAUACUUCUUCAACUGCGGCCGGAAAUUAUGUCAAUGGUGCCUCAUACUUCGGGUAUGGUUCGGGCAUUGCUCGGGGUGUGGCACCCCAAGCUCGAGUGGCCAUGUAUAAGGUCGUUUGGGACCAAGGGCGCUUUGCUUCUGACGUUCUAGCCGGCAUGGACCAAGCCGUUGCUGAUGGGGUUGACGUGAUUUCAAUCUCUAUGGGCUAUGACGACACUCCUCUUUACGAAGAUCCGAUUGCCAUAGCUUCCUUUGGGGCAAUGGAAAAGGGCGUCUUUGUUUCUUCUUCAGUUGGCAAUGAUGGGCCCCUCCGUGGAAUUCUACACAACGGGAUUCCAUGGGUUUUGACCGUUGCAGCUGGCUCCAUUGAUCGUUCGUUUGCUGGAACAUUGAGGCUAGGAAAUGGGUUAACCAUCACUGGAUGGACCAUGUUCCCUGCAAGAGCAUUGGUGAAAGACCUCCCUCUCAUUUACAACAAGAACCUAUCAACUUGCAAUUCAACUAAAUUGCUUUCCACAGCCCCCUAUGGGAUUCUCAUAUGUGACGGUAUUGGUGACCCCUACGGCCAAGCAGAUCAUUUGUUUGCCUCAAAUGUGGCUUCAGCUAUCUUCAUCUAUGAUGACGUAGAUUUGGCCGAAUUGGAGAGCUUUCCUUAUCAAGGUGUCAUAAUUAACUCAAACGAUGCCCAAACUGUGAUCAAAUAUGCAGAAUCUGGGAACAAUCCCACAGCUAGUAUUUACUUUCAGCAAACCAUUUUGGGCACAAAGCAUGCACCUUUUGUUGCUUCGUACACUUCAAGAGGGCCAGCACCAAGCUAUCCAGGCGUCUUGAAGCCAGAUGUAAUGGCACCAGGGUCCCUAGUUUUGGCAGCUUGGCAUCCAGAUUCAGCCGUAGCAAAAAUUGGAAAAGUAGAAUUGUCGAGUGAUUAUAUAUUCGAGUCAGGCACCUCCAUGUCUUGCCCUCAUGCUUCUGGCAUAGCCGCGCUACUAAGAGGAGCUCACCCAGAAUGGAGCCCGGCAAUGAUAAGAUCGGCGAUGGUCACCACCGCGAAAGCACUCGAUAACACUUUAAAUCCCAUUCUAGACCUCGGCCUAACUGAAAUUGCCACCCCACUAGCCAUGGGAGCUGGACAAGUUGAUCCAAAUACAGCACUUGAUCCGGGCCUUGUGUAUGACGCUGCUCCGCAAGACUACGUCAAUCUCCUCUGCUCUAUGAACUUGACCCAGAACCAGAUCCUCACCAUAACAAGAUCCAGGAGCUACGACUACUCAAACCCGUCUUCGUGUCUCAAUUACCCGUCUUUCAUUGCUUUAUAUGCAAAUGAAACAAGGACAAUUAUUCAGAGAUUCAAGAGAAUUGUGACCAACGUUGGAGGUGGCGCAGCUAUGUAUAAAGCUAAGGUGGAUGCACCAAAUGGGUCAACGGUCUCGGUGUCGCCGAAUCGAUUGGAGUUCAGAAGGAACUAUGAGAAGCAAACAUAUUCCUUGACCAUAGAGUAUCGGGGUGACAAGAAUGGGUCAGUGACGUUUGGUUGGGUAACAUGGGUCGAAAAGACUGGGAAGCGCACUGUAAGAAGCCCCAUUGUUGUGUCACCUACCAUUGAAACCUGA